CGUCACAAACCAAGAUGGCGCUCUCCGUGCGGACAAAUUUCAAACAUCUCUUCAGGACAAUUCAGAAGUUUAGCUCUCCGAAAAGGUUACUGUGCGCUGGGACAUGUACGGGAAACAAGGAAUCUCCAGGAGGUGGACGGGUGUUUUCUGGGAUCCAGCCGACGGGGGUUCCCCACCUGGGUAACUACCUGGGUGCCCUGGAGAACUGGGUGGCCCUGCAGAACCAGUAUCCCUCAGUCCUGUACAGCAUCGUGGAUCUGCACUCCAUCACCCAGCCUCAGGAGCCGGCCCAGCUCAGGAGCAACAUACUGGAUAUGGCCGCCAGCCUGCUGGCCUGUGGCAUCGACCCGGAGAGGGCCAUUCUGUUCCAGCAGUCUCGGGUGUCGGAGCACGCAGAGCUCUCCUGGAUCCUCAGCUGUCUGACCAGCAUGCCCCGCCUCCGACACCUGCCCCAGUGGAAGAUGAAGAGCAAACAGAAGAACGAGGGCAGUGUUGGUCUCUACACAUAUCCUGUCCUGCAGGCCGCCGAUAUUCUGCUCUACAAGUCCACUCACGUCCCCGUCGGAGAGGAUCAGGUCCAACAUUUAGAGCUGGCUCAGGAUCUCGCUCGAAUCUUCAACAACCGCUACGGAGAUCUGUUCCCUGAACCCGCCGCCCUGCUCAGCUCCACACGAAAAGUCAAGUCUCUUCGGGAUCCUUCUGCAAAAAUGUCAAAAUCUGACCCUCAAGCGAUGGCGACCGUCACCGUCACAGACUCUCCUGACGACAUCGCCCUCAAGAUCCGCCGCGCCGUCACCGACUUCACCUCCGAAGUCACCUUUGACCCCGAGACGCGGCCGGGCGUGUCCAACCUGGUGACGAUCCACGCCGCCAUGGCGAUGAUCGGCGUGGAGGAGGCGGUGCAGCAGGCCAGAGGGCUGGACACGGGAGAGUACAAGAAGCUGGUUACGGAGGCUGUGAUCCAGAGGUUAGCGCCCAUCAGAGAGGAGAUCGAGAGGCUGAGGGGGGACAGGGCUCACCUGGAGGAGGUGCUGGAUCAGGGGGCACGCAGGGCUCGAGAACUGGCUGCUCCGGUCCUCAGGGAGGUCAGACACAGGGUGGGAUUCUGCUGAGCCUGCAUUAAUACCACAGGCUGAGCUCAGUACGACAUGCUGCUGGUGACACCUUUUAUUCCCAUGACUGUUCGCGUUUCUCAAACAUGACCUCACAACGUGCUGGUGACAUGUGAAAACAGAUCAACGGACUACAAACGGAUGAAUGGAGCAGCUUUGUUAUUUUGCCUUCUGAGUUUGUCUCCUUGAAAUGAACGAGGAGUCUGUUUAUUAUGAUGUUUAUUUAUUCAC
Labrus bergylta (ballan wrasse) is the source of this 1343-nucleotide messenger RNA. It is a transcript of the gene wars2, whose product is annotated as tryptophanyl tRNA synthetase 2, mitochondrial. Gene Ontology annotation, molecular function: tryptophan-tRNA ligase activity; ATP binding. Lineage: Eukaryota; Metazoa; Chordata; Actinopteri; Labriformes; Labridae. The record is from RefSeq and is a predicted model, not a curated record. Gene Ontology annotation, cellular component: mitochondrion; mitochondrial matrix. Gene Ontology annotation, biological process: mitochondrial tryptophanyl-tRNA aminoacylation.